GUGUAUGGGUUGCUGUUUGAUACAUAUGUUUCUUUUUUUUGUUGUUUUUUCGAUAACACGAUGACGCACACUCAUCCGUAGACAAAAACACCAGACAUCGGGGCUGAGGAAAAACGCAAUAGAAAGACUUUAAUUAAUUGUAGAAUUUGUGUGUUGUGUGCGCUUGUGGAAGAGCAGAAAAUAAAGAAAACAAGAUGAGUUUCUUUGGCAAAAUGUUUGGUGGCAAAAAAGAGGUGGCUCCGACGACGGGCGAGGCGAUACAAAAGCUGCGAGAAACAGAGAACAUGCUGAUCAAGAAGCAGGAGUUUCUCGAGUCCAAAAUCGAGGAGGAGUUAAAUACAGCACGCAAGAAUGCAUCCAAAAACAAAAGAGUGGCUUUGCAGGCGCUGAAAAAGAAGAAGCGCCUGGAGAAGCAGCUGCAACAAAUCGAUGGCACCCUCUCCACGAUCGAGAUGCAAAGGGAGGCGCUGGAGAGCGCCAACACGAACACUGCUGUUUUGACCACAAUGAAGAAUGCGGCGGAUGCCCUCAAAUUCGCACAUAAGAACAUGGAUGUUGACAAUGUGCACGAUAUGAUGGAUGAUAUUGCCGAGCAACAGGAUGUGGCGCGUGAAAUCUCCGAUGCCAUCUCGAAUCCAGUUGCCUUUGGCGCCGAUCUGGAUGAUGAGGAUCUCGAGCGGGAACUCGAUGAGCUGGAGCAGGAGAACUUUGAUAAAGAAAUUAUUGGCAUACCCGAACCGACGCACACGUUGCCAGAGGCGCCGACCGAAGACUUGCCCGAGAAGGCCAAGGAAAAGAAAAAGGCAGUUCCAGCACCAGCAGCUGCCGCUGCCGAUGAUGAUGAUCCAGACAUGAAGCAAUUGCUAUCUUGGGCCAAUUAGAAAACGCUUAUGAAAUCUCCGCUCAUUGUUUUAUUUGCAAAAGAAAAUAUCUAACCGUAAUUAUUUCUUGUCAUUGAAUAUUUCGUUACAAUUAAGUGAAAAAUUUCAGUUGGAAAGCAUAAAUACAAUUUGCAAAUUAUCAUGAGACAUA
Molecule: messenger RNA, 1032 nt
Organism: Drosophila grimshawi
Lineage: Eukaryota; Metazoa; Arthropoda; Insecta; Diptera; Drosophilidae
Gene: shrb
Product: charged multivesicular body protein 4b
Exons: 4
Coding region: 195-881 (228 amino acids)
Biological process (GO): late endosome to vacuole transport via multivesicular body sorting pathway; vesicle budding from membrane
Cellular component (GO): ESCRT III complex; multivesicular body; cytoplasmic side of plasma membrane
Source: RefSeq, a predicted model, not a curated record